UCUGACGGUCUGCGAGGAUGGCGCUCGUACAUUUGCAAGAGGAACUCAUCAAGAGCAGCACCCCGGUGACUGUUGAGACGCGCUUUGGGCCCGUGCGAGGCGGACGAGCAGCGAAUGGUGCAGCUACAUUCCUGGAGGUUCCCUACGCGCUGCCCCCACGCAGGUUCCAGGAUCCACAAUCUCUUCCUGCAGACUACCGUUAUGAAGACAAGGACUAUAUCUACGAGGCUUCUUAUUGUGCCCAGCCUAAUAAUGACGGACAGUCCGCAGGCACGCUCUACGAAGAUGUAGUCGGUCUAGGAAAGCCCUCUGAGAACCCCUUGUUUGUCAAUAUCGUCGCGCCGCCUUCUUUUCCCUCGCAACAGAACUUCCCUGUAAAAGUCUAUAUCCAUGGCGGAUUUCUCCAAUUCGGCUCCCCUCAUGGGCUGAAAGCGCAAGCGCAAUACGUUGCUGCUGAGCGUUCAGAGGUCUGGGUUAACAUCGGUUACAGGCUGUCGGCCUUUGGGUUUCUUGCAUGUGAUGAGCCCAGAAUUACGGGCAAUUAUGGUUUCAAGGACCAGUGGCUUGCGGUGCGAUGGAUAAAAGAGAACAUCUCUUCCUUCGGCGGUGACCCUAGCGAUAUCCAGUUAUACGGGCUGUCCGCAGGUGCCCACGCUGUACACCAGCUGCUUCAUCACAUCUCGCGACUACCAGAGGGCCAAGUCUCGCCCUUUCGUAGUGCUGUGCUGCAGUCGAACGCGAUAAUCUUGCCUCCGAAGAAUCCCGCUAGCCUACGACCCCAGUUCCAGGCUCUGUGCCGUGCUGUCGGCAUCGACCCCGCCGCGCCCGAUGCUUUCGCCAAACUCAGCGACCCUGCAGUUGUUCCCGCCUCAGUUAUCACCCACGCCAUUGAGACCGAUGCGACAGGACCGGAGCACGGCACCUUCCGCGGCUGCCUGGACGGGGACUGGCUUGCGACAAGACCGAGUCCUAUGGAAUGGCAGCGCAGCGGCGAGUUUGCUCGAGCACUGAAAGCAAAGGGCGUUCGGAGCAUCGUCGUAGGUGACCUUACGGAAGAGUGGUACCUAUAUGCAAUUGCGUGCGGCGAGCUUCACAGCAUGGACGAGGUCAAGACAAACCUCGAGCGGUUCUACCCAACGGACUUCAAUAACAAGGUCGUGCCGCUGUGGCGGACAGUCCCGGAGGGCUCACCUCCGGAAGACUUCAUGAGGCUUUUUGGCGAGAUCUCGUCGAUGGCACAAGUGCACUGCCCAGUCCGCAUCCUUGCACGAGACCUCAUCAACGCAGGGUUCCCCGUGCUGCGCUACGAGAUUGCGUGGACUCCGGAGCAGGUCCGGCCUAAAGGAUACGUUACCCACAGUACGGACCGCUAUCUGUGGACGCUCCGAUUACCUAUCCUUGAGGACGACCAGGCUGCCGUUGCACGUGCAUGGCUCAAUGUCAUCGCGCGCGAGGUCGACGCUCUGGAGGAGCACGGCGGUGCGAAGCAUACGGUUAAACAGAUUUUGGCGUUAACGAAGGAGAAGCAGAUUGGGUGGCAAGAGGAUAAGCUCUGGGACCAGCACAUGAGAGCGGUUUCUGCGCUUCCUGGAGAGGUCUGAAAGCCUUGCAGAAUGGGCGAUAACGGAUCAAGGACUUGAAACAUGUACACUAACUGGCGUGUCCCCAGCAAUGCAAUGCGCCGGCAUGGCCUCACCGUUCG
Phanerochaete carnosa HHB-10118-sp is the source of this 1702-nucleotide messenger RNA. RefSeq lists its product as uncharacterized. NCBI's taxonomy places the organism in Eukaryota, Fungi, Basidiomycota, Agaricomycetes, Polyporales, Phanerochaetaceae. The coding region runs from base 18 to 1601 and encodes 527 amino acids. The record is from RefSeq and is a predicted model, not a curated record. The transcript is spliced from 10 exons.